Molecule: messenger RNA, 2261 nt
Organism: Papilio polytes (common Mormon)
Lineage: Eukaryota; Metazoa; Arthropoda; Insecta; Lepidoptera; Papilionidae
Product: knirps-related protein-like
Exons: 3
Coding region: 441-1547 (368 amino acids)
Biological process (GO): regulation of DNA-templated transcription
Molecular function (GO): zinc ion binding; DNA-binding transcription factor activity; sequence-specific DNA binding
Source: RefSeq, a predicted model, not a curated record
CGCCGUAGCAACACGUCGCUUGCGUUCGAUCCUCACGAAAAUGGAAUCGAUCGCACGACCCAAAGUAAACCAAAUGGGACUCGCAAACUAGUCCGGGGCAUUCCGCAACCGAAAGUCCGCUAAACUAUGUGUCAACAGAACAAAUAGAGACAAUAAACGUAACAGAGUGCGCGGUUUCAGUUUGAGUUUUCAGUUAGAACCUCCCUGUAAAUGAAGCGUACUGACACAUCUGUUUGUUCGCAUGAAAGUGAUUGUAUUGUGACAUUUUGAAAUCGAUAGUACUGUUAAUUGAGGCGCGGAGUGUGCCCGCCGUUAGCACUGUGCAUGUCGAAUAUUGACUUUGUAAAAUUGCCGAAAAUACUCAGUGUUGUGUUUGUGGGAUUUUAAACGGAAGCUGUUAUUUUUUUUCGUUUUCGACGAAAUUAUACAAAGGAGUAAAGAUGAACCAAAAGUGCAAAGUGUGCGGGGAGCCGGCGGCGGGCUUUCAUUUUGGCGCGUUCACCUGUGAAGGUUGUAAGUCAUUCUUCGGACGAUCGUACAACAACCUCAACUCUAUAACCGAGUGCAAGAACAACGGCGAAUGCGUCAUCAACAAGAAGAACCGGACGGCGUGCAAAGCGUGCCGGCUGCGCAAGUGCCUCAUGGUCGGCAUGUCCAAGUCCGGCUCCCGCUACGGCCGCCGCUCCAACUGGUUCAAGAUACACUGCCUGCUGCAGGAACAGCAGCAAGCGGCGCAGUCGAGAUCACCGCCUCGAGUGCCGCCUUCGCCACAUCAUCUCGCGCCACCUUUUCCACCGCAUCUCUUCCCGGGACUAGCGAGACCGAGGACGAAAGAGGAGCUCGCGUUACUCGGCCUCGACGACUACAAGGCACCCUGCUCCGGCUCGCCGGACUCUCACCGCAGCGGCUCCUCGCCCAAACUUGACGAGAAGUCGCGACUCACACAGUCCCGGCCACCUGACAGACCGCUAACUCCCCCGAGAGACGCAUACGUCCCGCUUCCCUUAGCCAAUAUUACCUUGCCCCACUUCCCCCAUUCGCCGUUCUUACCUCCUCCGCCUUUCAGUCCAUUCGCCGCGAACCAUCCCCUUCUCUUCCCUCCCGGCUUCCACCCGAUAUACUCACGACAUUUGCUCGACCACGCGGCGCUACGUCAGGCAGCCGAAAAUAACAACGACGUUAGAAUCGAUGACCACAACGCCGACUCCUCAAAGCGUUUCUUCUUAGACGAGAUAUUAAAACAGCAGCGGUCGACUCAGCCCACGGUACAAGAGGAUGUUAUAUCGGAAGCGGAAUUUGUUCCUACACCACCAGCGGAAAGGAGAACAUCGGAGUCUCCUCUCCAGGAGAACCCGAUGGAUCUUUCUGUGAAGUCUGACGGCAGGUCCAGCUCGCGGCGGAGAUCUGACGACAGUGAGAUAAUAACAGCGGACAAUGAAGACGUGGAGUCUGCGAGCGCGGGCGGCUCCAGCGAGGAGGAGGACAUCGCCUACACUCAGAUCAAAAGAAUCAAACUGCACCCUCUAGAUCUGACCACCAAAGUGUAACGUCUACCGUUACUGUAAACUGUAUAUAUUGUUAAGAAAGGCCAGUAAAUCGGAUUGUGAUAAAAAUAAGUAUAAAAAUAAUUUUGGGCGUUUGUUUGUUAUCGAUUGAUUAAAGAGUCUAUCCCAAAUACGUAAGUUAAGUAGCGUUAGUGUUGACGAUAGUUAGCCCCGGUUAAAGGUUCGUGUACAAAUCUAUUGUAAAUAUUAAAUUAUUCGAUAAUCUAAGCGUUAGGUUAAUUAUUGGUUUACAGCGGAGACAGCCGGGUGUCGUUACGAUCGUUUGCUUCUCGAAUUGAUAAAGAAUUAUUUUUGUAUAAUUUCGUAUAUAAUUUAUUUGAUUUAGUAGAAAUUUUUCAUUGUUUUGAAGUUUGUGGAUUUUGAAAUGUGUUUAUGUUCGGGUGCAUUCUGAAUCUGGUAUUUUAAUAUAAGCUAAAACUGCACCUGACUUUUAUAUAAAACUCUUUAUUUCAAUGUAUUUGUAUACGAUGUAUAUUAUGUAUUUAAUACAUUCCUACGGAUUUGCUCAAAAUGUGAACAUUAUCAUGGUUCUUAUGUACUCAAUGUAGUGAAAUUUAGUCUCUAAACACAUACUCAGAUAUAAUACUUUACCAGUGGUACGUUUGUAUAUAAUUAGUUAUAAGUAGCGUGUUUUUUUUUAAUUGUGUUUACAAAAUGUUUUGUAAAGAAAUGCAUUCCACGGAGACGUACAAAAUA